AUGGACAACGACACCGGGCAGCUGAUGGCGGUGAAGCAGGUGCACGUCUCCAAGGCCGGCUCCAGCAAGGUAAGCGAGCACGUGACGGCGCUGGAGGCGGAGGUCAGGCUGCUGCAGCAGCUGGACCACCCCAACAUUGUGCGCUACCUGAGCACGGAGACCACCAACGACGCGCUGCACAUCUUCCUGGAGUUUGUCCCUGGUGGCAGCAUCGCCUCCCUCCUCGCCAAGUUCGGCCAUUUCCGGGAGACGGUGGUGAAGGUGUACACCCGCCAGAUCCUGCUGGGCCUGGAGUACCUGCACGCCCACGGCAUCAUCCACCGUGACAUCAAGGGCGCCAACAUCCUGGUGGACAACACGGGUUUGGUGAAACUGGCGGACUUUGGGGCAUCCAAGAAGAUCGAGGACCUAGUGACCAUCGACUCGGGGUUCAAGUCCAUGAAGGGCACCCCUUACUGGAUGGCCCCCGAGAUCAUCAAGCAGUCGGGGCACGGCCGCCAGGCCGACAUUUGGUCGGUGGCCUGCACCGUGAUCGAGAUGGCCACGGGACGGCCUCCCUGGAGCGGGCUGGGCAGCCAGGUGGCAGCCAUGUUCCACAUCGCGUCCUCCAAGGGGCCGCCCCCCAUCCCGGAGCACCUCUCCGCCGAGAACUGGAAGGACCGGCCGCUGGCGGCACAGCUCCUCCAGCACCCUUUCCUGGCCUCGGUGCCGCCCCGGACGGUGGCUGCUCCACUGGCCAGCAUCGCCACGGGCCGGGCUGCAGGAGUAGGUGGCGCCCCCGCCAUCCCUCCAGUCGUCGCUCGUGCCGCUCCGCCGGCCACCCAGGCGGGGGAGCACGCGGCCGGCGGUGAAGGGGCCCAGGGAGACCUGGACAGCCCCGCAAUCAAGGCGUGGCGCACACCCCCCAAGGCCGGCGAGUCUCCCUCGGGCUCCAGCAAUGCCGGCAGGGUGGAUGAUGGCGAAGCAUCGGAUCCAGACACCCCACCGGGACCCUCUGGAGACCCCAGCCCCGUCAAGGGCUCGGAGGGGCCGGCGCGGACGGCAUCGCAGGGCCGUGGCGUGGCAGCGGGGCCCGGCUCCGCCUGCGGCGCGUUCGGAGGCGGCGCGGCAGAGGGCGCUGGGGUUGACGCGGGAACGAUCCCCGGCCCCUUCGUCGUGGCGGCCAGGGGCGCAGUGGCGGCUGGCAAAGCCGCUCACACCGGCUCGCCCCUCCCCUGCCGCACCGGCCCCGGACUCUCGCAGCGGGGAGCAGGCGAGCGCGGCGGGGACGGGGGGCAGUCCUGCGUGGACGCGACGGGCACGAGCGGCGAGGGGGGGGGUGAGGCGGGCGCCCCCGUCCGCUCCGGCAGCACCUGCCCCGGCCGGCGGGAACGGCCCGCGGCCACUUCCAUCCGCGCCGCGCCGUCGGCGGGCGUACGCCAGAGCAUGCCCGCGCUGCUGCGGGAACGGGAGGCGUCGCGGUCGCCGACCGAGCGAGCGCUGUCUGGGAGCGCCGCCUUCCUGCCGGGGCGUGCGGGGUCCGUGGCCGGCAGGCACCUCCAUCGCAGGCCCUCGGGGGAGGGCACAGCAGCCUGCCAGCAGGCCGACCUUGCACCUGGCGCCGAGGCGCCGGUGAGGGCGGCAAGGUCGACGGUGGCAAGGCCGGCGACGGAGCGGGCAGGGGUGCCUGCGACGGAGUCGCUCCCGCCCUCGCCGGCGCGCCGCAGGCAUUCGGACGCAUCGCCCCGCGACCCCGUUCCCCCACCCGCCGCGGACUCGUGGGAGGAGGCGGCGGCUGUGGCCACGGCGGCGGGCCCCGACGCGCGCGAGGACAAGGACCUGGGGUCCUGGUGGCCGCCCUCCCCCGCGCGCGACCACAUGGUGUGGACCAACGAGGACGGCGACAUCGACGCCCUGCCCUGGGACGUGGGCAGAUCCUCCAUGGCCGCCCCGGCCGGCCUCUUCAGGGCCGCGCUGGGGUGA
This is a messenger RNA of Auxenochlorella protothecoides, 1962 nucleotides long. RefSeq names its product Mitogen-activated protein kinase kinase kinase 2. NCBI's taxonomy places the organism in Eukaryota, Viridiplantae, Chlorophyta, Trebouxiophyceae, Chlorellales, Chlorellaceae. The transcript is spliced from 7 exons. Gene Ontology annotation, molecular function: ATP binding; protein kinase activity. The record is from RefSeq and is a predicted model, not a curated record. The coding region runs from base 1 to 1962 and encodes 653 amino acids. Gene Ontology annotation, biological process: protein phosphorylation.